AUGGCGCGCGUUUACUCCGAUGUCAACGACCGCAUGCCCCGGUCAUACUGGGACUAUGACAGUGUGAACAUUUCCUGGGGGGUUCUGGAGAACUACGAGGUGGUCCGUAAGAUCGGCCGUGGAAAGUACUCGGAAGUCUUCGAAGGCAUCAACGUCGUCAACUACCAGAAAUGUGUCAUCAAGGUCCUUAAGCCGGUCAAGAAGAAGAAGAUUAAGCGAGAGAUCAAGAUCCUGCAGAACCUGGCAGGCGGUCCCAACGUGGUGGCUUUGUUGGAUGUGGUCCGGGACAGUCAGAGCAAAACGCCGAGUCUGGUCUUUGAAUAUGUCAACAACACCGACUUCCGCACCCUCUACCCGCGGUUUACCGACUACGAUGUUCGCUUCUACGUCUUUGAGCUGCUGAAGGCCCUGGACUUCUGCCACAGCAAGGGUAUCAUGCACCGAGAUGUCAAGCCGCAUAAUGUCAUGAUCGACCACGAGAAGCGCAAGCUUCGUUUGAUCGAUUGGGGACUGGCUGAGUUCUACCACAAAGGCACCGAGUACAAUGUCCGAGUCGCGUCGCGCUACUUCAAGGGCCCUGAACUGCUGGUGGAUUUCCAGGAGUACGACUAUUCGCUCGACAUGUGGUCCCUGGGAGCCAUGUUCGCCUCUAUGAUUUUCCGCAAAGAGCCCUUCUUCCACGGCAACAGCAACUCCGACCAGCUGGUCAAGAUUGCCAAGGUCCUGGGUACCGAGGAGCUGUUUGAGUACUUGGACAAGUACGAGAUCGAGCUGGAUCCCCAAUACGAUGAGAUCCUCUCGCGCUUCCCCCGCAAGGCCUGGCAUAGCUUCAUCAACGCUGAAAACCAGCGGUUCGUCAGCGAGGAGGCCAUUGACUUCUUGGACAAGCUCUUGCGCUAUGACCAUGCGGAGCGUCUGACCGCCCAGGAAGCCAUGGCCCACCCGUUCUUUGAGGUCGUCCGGACCACCGAAGCACGGAGGAACAACGCGACGUCAGCGUAA
Messenger RNA from Aspergillus campestris IBT 28561, 1002 nucleotides. Its product is annotated as casein kinase II subunit alpha/alpha'. The coding region runs from base 1 to 1002 and encodes 333 amino acids. The record is from RefSeq and is a predicted model, not a curated record. Gene Ontology annotation, cellular component: protein kinase CK2 complex; nucleus; cytosol. The transcript has 4 exons. NCBI's taxonomy places the organism in Eukaryota, Fungi, Ascomycota, Eurotiomycetes, Eurotiales, Aspergillaceae. Gene Ontology annotation, molecular function: ATP binding; protein serine/threonine kinase activity. Gene Ontology annotation, biological process: DNA damage response; regulation of transcription by RNA polymerase III; regulation of transcription by RNA polymerase I.